Xenopus laevis (African clawed frog) is the source of this 4336-nucleotide messenger RNA. RefSeq names its product carboxypeptidase E S homeolog (gene cpe.S). Gene Ontology annotation, molecular function: zinc ion binding; metallocarboxypeptidase activity; carboxypeptidase activity. The transcript has 9 exons. The record is from RefSeq and is marked predicted. Gene Ontology annotation, cellular component: extracellular region; transport vesicle membrane; cytoplasm. Gene Ontology annotation, biological process: peptide metabolic process; protein processing; intracellular protein localization. Bases 173 to 1564 code for a protein of 463 amino acids. Lineage: Eukaryota; Metazoa; Chordata; Amphibia; Anura; Pipidae.
GGGUACAACAGAAGGCAGACAAAGGGAAAGAGGAGAGGCAGAUAAGGAAAGAAAUCGCAUGAAUCAGUAGCAACGACUGUCCAUAGUGCGUGUGGCUGGAGACGCAGCGCUAGUGUCUUUCUGGCUCUCCCAUUCCGUUCCCAGACAGGUGUGACAGGACUCCCGCAAUAUGAUGCCAGGAAUAUGGAGAUCCGCGUGUCUGUCCGUGUUGCUGCUGCUGCUCGGCUGCUCGAGCUCUCUAGUCUGGGGGCGCAGGCUGAGCCAGGAGCCCGGGGACAUCUCGUUUGAGUAUCACCGUUACCCGGAGCUGCGCGACGCCCUGGUGUCUGUGUGGCUGCAGUGUCCGUCCAUCAGUCGCAUCUACACCGUGGGACGGAGCUUCGAGGGUCGGGAGCUGCUCGUCAUAGAGAUCUCCGACAACCCCGGGGAGCACGAGCCGGGUGAACCCGAAUUUAAAUAUGUUGGAAAUAUGCAUGGAAACGAAGCUGUUGGAAGAGAGCUGCUUAUAUAUUUUGCCCAGUAUCUGUGCAAUGAGUAUCAGAGGGAAAAUGAAACCAUUGUCAAUCUGAUCCACAACACUCGUAUCCAUAUUAUGCCUUCUCUGAAUCCCGAUGGCUUUGAGAAAGCUGCCCAGCAGCCUGGAGACAUAAAGGACUGGUUUGUAGGACGUACUAAUGCUCAGGGCAUAGAUCUGAACAGAAACUUUCCUGAUCUUGAUCGCAUUGUAUAUUUAAAUGAGAGGGAAGGAGGCACAAACAAUCAUCUGCUGCAAAACCUAAAGAAGUCUGUUGAUGAAAACGCAAAGCUGGCUCCAGAAACAGUAGCUAUAAUUCACUGGAUUAUGGAUAUCCCAUUUGUCCUUUCUGCCAACCUUCAUGGAGGAGAUCUAGUUGCAAACUAUCCAUAUGACAAGACACGCAGUGGAAGUACACAUGAGUACAGCGCGUGCCCAGAUGACAGUGUUUUCCAAAGCUUAGCCCGGGCCUACUCAUCCCUUAACCCUACCAUGUCAGACACAGACAGGAAGCCAUGCCGCAAAUCUGACGAUGACACCAGUUUCGUUGACGGGACAACAAAUGGUGCAGCUUGGUAUAGUGUACCUGGAGGUAUGCAGGAUUUUAACUACUUGAGCAGCAAUUGUUUUGAGAUAACAGUUGAGCUUGGCUGUGACAAGUUUCCUUCAGAAGAAAUGCUGAAGUCCUACUGGGAAGAUAAUAAAGAUUCUUUAGUAAACUAUUUGAUGCAGGUGCAUCGUGGUGUAACGGGAUUCGUUAAAGAUCAUCAUGGCCUUCCAAUUGCCAAUGCUACUAUAUCUAUUGAUGGAAUCGACCAUGACGUGACUUCAGCAAAGGACGGUGACUACUGGAGGCUGCUGGCACCUGGCAAUUAUAAAAUUACAGCUUCAGCACCUGAGUAUCUGGCUGUUACAAAGAAAGUAGCUGUUCCUUAUAGCCCGGCUGUUAGGAUUGACUUUGACCUUGAGUCCUUGUCAGAAAGGAAGGAGGAAGAGAAAGAAGAGAUGAUGGAAUGGUGGAAGAUGAUGUCACAGACUUUGAAUUUUUGAAAAAUAAAAAUGAAAAAGUCAGUAUAUAGAAAAGCGGUUUCAACAUAUUUCUAGAAAUGCGUGUGCUUAAAUACAAGAGUGUGUUGUACAUACACAUUACAUAUACAUUACUAGAAAUGUUGCAAUAUGUGUAAUUUUUAUUAUGUAAUAUGUUUCCCUUUCCUGUAAUAGAAAUAGAUGGAAAACUGCACUCCUUAGAAUUGCUAAGCUUUUGGCUAAUAAUGUAGAGGUUACUGCUGUGAAAAAAGCAACAAAUAGUUUUAAAUACUGUAAUUAAUACAUAGAAAUGGGAGGCCAGAAAAGGAGCAGUUCUGUAGAAAUGCAGUAUUCUGUGUGUAGAGUCAUGUGUAGAGUCCUUUUGAGUUCAUACAACAGUAUAGCACAGCUGCUGCCAAAAACACUUGGCAGUAUACAUAUAUAUGUAUAAAAAUGAUCUCAAUUCCAUUUAGUGUGGGUGCUGUAAGGAAAUGUAUAUUGGCAUGGAAAUUUAUUUUUAGUUUUAUCCAUAAAAGAAUGUAAAUUAAAUCCCAAUGUCGCCUCCAGAUAGGAAAUAUUUCUAGACAAUAUUACAUUUCUGGUUUAUGCAUUAAUCAAUGAGAGUGCCUGACUCAUUCACUUGACUGCACAGAAAAACUUCCAUGAAUAGGACAAAUUCAUCAGAACAGUCUAGUUAGAAGUCUGCGUUUACCUUAUAUUUAGGUAACUCCUUCCCCUUUAAUCUACAAGGUGAAGGAGUUACCUUAUAUUUGGGUAACUCCUUCACCUUGUACAUUAAAGGAGAAGUAAAGUCUAAAAUAGAAUAAGGUUAGAAGUGCUGUAUUUUGUAUGCUGAACAUACACAUCAACUUACUGCAGCACAAGCCUAAUCAAACAAAUGAUUUAUGCUUUCAAAUUUGGCCACAUGGGGGUCACAUUCUUGUAACUUUGUUAAACAUCUUUGCAAGACCAAGACCAUGCACAUGCUCAGUGUGGUCUGGUCUGCUUAGGGAUCGUCAUAAAUUAUUAAAACAGCACAAGUCAAAUAAUAUCUGCCAGAAGAGGAUACAGCAAGACUGAUUAAUAAUCAGAAUAUGCAGACUGCACUGGGUCCUGUGUUGUCAUGUAAUCUAAUGUGGAUUUUAUAGUUGUUGUAUUGUUUAAUACAAACUUUCUCCAACUCUGCAGAACCAGUGGCUGCAGCAAAAUAAUCCUUCAAUGAGAAUCCCAGUUUAUCUGUUUAAAUCUGGCUCCAUGAUCUUUGUCCCUGCAGCUGGAGUUGGAAACAGUAAAGGGGAUGUAAAGGCAAAAAUAAAAUCCAAUACAAAUCUCUACACAGUCGCCGACUGCUCUUCAGGGAAACAAACAAAGCUGCUUGAGUUCUGCAUGGCUGGGAAGUAAGGCGGGGGCUCCCCCUGCUGUUCAUAAGUAUGAUUGUUUCUCUGCAGAGCAGUUAGGGACCGUCUAACAAUUCGUAUCCACAGCAGUAAAUGAAGGGAGAAUUUCACUGCAUACAGUCAGGUUUCUAAUAAAAACUGUACACAUUUUUUUAUUAAAGUAUAUUAGAGAUAGGUUUCUUUUUCAUUAAAGAACGUAAAAAUAGGAGUUUUUGCCUUUACAUGCUCUUUAACUGUUAGCAUUGAAAAUAUGGGGUGCCUCACAUUGUAUGGCAUUUGAGUGAAACAAAGUAGACACUGAAAAGCUAAGUGACCAGCAAGAGGAUUUGUUCAGCUUUGUUCAAAAUAUACAUGAGGUAAGUUUCUAGAUAUCCACCAGUAAAAAGAUCUGCAAUGGGCGAUAUUAUGAGGGGGAGCCAUAUUCGCUGCUUAUUACCCCAAAAUACAUUUUCAAACUCCCCACUGGGUGUUAACCAACCAAAAGUGAAACUUACAGGGAGAAUACUGCUGAAAGUUAAACAGUGAUUUGUAUUGAGAGUAAAGCUGGCCAUAGACACACAGAUAUCACCUUAUAUAAAACAAGGCUUCAUAAGAUUCUCUGACUGUGGACUCAAAAUAAUUGUCCAAACAUUUUCUCUAUCAUGUAUUGCCUGUCUGACGACAUCCAUGUGUGAAUGUCACUACUAUUUCUGGGUCAUGAUUUUGGUACGACCUCUGUCAAUUAAUAUCCAGAACAUCAUUUGAUUUGUUAUUUUUCCUACUUUAAUUCUACAAUUGAAAUUUGAAUGGUCAGUUUUAGAUACGAACUAUUGCUAUGUGACCGUUCAGCAAUCAAAGACUAAACUGUGAACAUGUAUGGCCAUCUUAAGAUUGAUAGUCACACCUUGGUUGAUAGAACUUUGCCACUUGUAAAAUAGUGUAGAAUACAAUUAAGAAGAAAUAAAAAAAAUCCUAACCAAGUUUAUAAGAAAAGAGUACAUGUAAAUAGAAGCUUAGCAUUGAAGCAAGGGAAGACCAAUUGUAAGCAAUAUCUAACAAGAUGGUUGGUGUGGAAUAGUGUUAAAGAUGAAUAUUUGUAGAGGAUUUCUUAAACAAAUGCAUGAGAGAUAAGUCUACCUUCGUGGUUCAAACCGGUUUUGGGGUGACAGGCCAACUUGAUAACCAAACUAAUGUUUUUAUGCUCAUUAGCCUGAAUCCUGGAGAAAUAGCUCGAUUUCUGUUGAAUAUUCUCUAAAAAAUUCAAGUAUUUACCCUCAUUUCCCCUGAUAAUAUUCUUGAAAACAAUCAAGGGAAUGAAAGAGCUUUGUAAAACAAAGAAGAAUGCACAGAGCUAAACUUGCCAUAUGUAAUGCCCAAUGAUUCAUAGCAACAAGCACAAUAAAGUUCCAUCAGCACAGAA